This is a messenger RNA of Paramecium octaurelia, 852 nucleotides long. The record is from the annotation of a GenBank genome assembly. NCBI's taxonomy places the organism in Eukaryota, Ciliophora, Oligohymenophorea, Peniculida, Parameciidae.
AUGGAUAUCUUUCUCAAAAACUUAUUGAUGAGUUCCCUAGUAACUAAGGCAGACUCUGAGUUGCUAAUGUUAAAAUAAAAUGAAUUUAAGGAAAUUAAUGACGAUUGUCCAACGAUGGGGCUUUAUUGCAGAAAGAAAAUAAAAAGAGAUUAGGUUGAUAAUAGUCAAUGCUGCUUAGAAGGGACUUAGAAGGUUAAGUAAGUAGCAGAAGAAUAAAAAGAACAAGAAGCUGGAAUCAAUAAAUAUAUAUAUGAUAUGUAAUAAAAAAAUAAUUAUGAUUAGGAAAAAAAUGUUAAAGGAGUAGUAGGAAGAGUUGAUACUAGAACAUCGAGUAGAGAAUAACAUUCAGUACAUAAGUGGUGAUACAUUAGUAUUUUCUAACAUUAUUCUUUAGGUUAAAGCAAUGAAAUAAUCUGAUCUAAUUAUUUACGAUUGUCGAUACCAAUAUGAAUUUGAAGGUGGACACAUUAUGGGGGCUGUCCAUUUGAGUCAUUCGACAAAUUUAUUCGAUGAAUUAUUCAGUUAAAGCGAAUAGUCAAAGAAAAUUGUGGUGUUAUAUUGUGAAUUCUCAAUAAAAAGAAGUCUCGAAAAGUAAAAAUAAAAAUUUAAUUUAGAUAUUUUGAGAUUCGAAAAUUAGACAGGAGUAUUAAUUAAUAUCCAAAAUUAACUUAUAACAACUUAUACCUAUUGUGUGAUGGGUACUCAAAGUUCUACUAGAAUUUCUCUCACUUGUGUAAUGGAUUUUAUAUUUCAAUGAAUGAUCCUGCCUAUGAGUAACAAUUGGACAAAGAAUAAUAAAGAAGGAUUAUUGUGAAACAAAAGAAUAAUUAUAGAAAAUAACUUGUUGUUUGA